Myripristis murdjan (pinecone soldierfish) is the source of this 2365-nucleotide messenger RNA. It is a transcript of the gene tlcd4b, whose product is annotated as TLC domain containing 4b. Bases 303 to 1118 code for a protein of 271 amino acids. Lineage: Eukaryota; Metazoa; Chordata; Actinopteri; Holocentriformes; Holocentridae. The transcript is spliced from 7 exons. Gene Ontology annotation, biological process: lipid homeostasis. The record is from RefSeq and is a predicted model, not a curated record. Gene Ontology annotation, cellular component: endoplasmic reticulum; membrane.
AGUAAAAGUUUUUUUUUUCCGCACGUUUCAGACUCAUAAGUGGGAAGGCUCGGGAAUGAAGAAAUAAGUCAGGAAGAUAAGCUGCUACUCGCCGGGUUUAAUGGUUACUCGUACACGGCGUUGUUUGCAUGGCAGAGUCUUUUUUUUGUCGGGUCGCACAGGGAGAGCCAGCGGGUUGUUAGCUAUCAGGUUAGCCGACUUGCUAGCUAAGUUGUAAGAAAGUGAAGAAGACGGCAGCUGAACGGGAGCUAACUGUUAGAUCUACCCACACAGAGACCUAUGCGACGGAUACCAGGUGAGUGAUGGAGAUGAGAGAGUUGACCGUGGUAGCUGGCAGCUUUGUGGGGUUCCAGCUACUUUUCUCAGUGGCCAGCCCGCUUCUCUCCUCUGCCAUCACACCAGGCUAUGGGCGCCUGCCUCCCACCAAGCUCACCGAGUGGAACUCCAGGCUGGUGUCGACCGUGCAUGCCCUGAUUGUGGGGAUCUUCUGUUUGUACAUCCUGUGGUUUGAUGAUGCCGUCAAUGCCGACCCCGUCUGGGGCGAACCAAGUCUUGUCAAACUAAAUGUAGCCAUAACCUGUGGUUACCUACUUUAUGAUCUUGUGCUGCUAGCCUGUAACUGGAGCACUAUGGGGGACAGUUUUUUCGUAUGUCACCACUUGGCGGCGCUCUAUGCAUAUGGAUAUGUACUGACCCGUGGUGUGCUUCCCUACUUUGCCAACUUUCGUCUCAUCUCAGAGUUAUCCACACCUUUUGUGAACCAAAGGUGGUUCUUCGAGGCGUUGAAGUACUCUCGCUCAGACCGGAUGGUGGUGUUAAAUGGUGUUGCCAUGGCAGUGGUGUUCUUCCUGGUGCGCAUUGCUGUCAUGCCAUCAUACUGGGCCAGCGUCUUUGCCACCUUUGGCACGCCAGCCUUUGAACGUCUCGGCCUGGGUGCCCAGGUGGCCUGGAUCACCUCCUGCAUUGCCCUGGAUGUCUUGAACACUAUUUGGAUGUACAAGAUCACCCGCGGCUGCUACAAGGUCCUGACCAGGGCUGGAGAACGUAAAGCUAAAGACGGGAGAGAAGCUUUGUCUCCCUCAGAUAAGAAGAACCAUGUGAACAACCACACAGACUAAACUGAUGAAGAGCAGAGGAACACAGGGAGAAAGGAUGUGUAAGCAGACACAUUAGCAAGGAUGGAGGCUGGACAUGUAGGAUAUCUGUCCCCUUUCCCCCUCUUCGUCUUCCCAGCCUCUCUCUUUUGCGACAGAUCACAACCUCAGCCCUCUAUCCCCUUGAGGUUGGGUAGUGGACAGGAGUACAAUUCCUCUAUGUCUGACCCUGAGACAGGACAGCGAAACUGCUCUUUCACUCACUUACGCACCAGCCUUUGCAGUCUCAGUGUUUUCAUUGACAGACUAGUAACCUGCUGGGUGAUGGGCUUUGGUUGGAAAUGACAAAGCAGACCCUGAUAAGCACACUUUUGACUCCCUCUGUCUCUCCUCUUCUCCGCCAUCAAUACUCACAUUCUCUUUUUCUCUCGCCUUCCCAUUCCUCUCCUCAUUCUCACCUUCAGCCAAAGCCCAAUCAUCUGAAGUGCCUGUGAAAGACAGGAAAGCAAUAAUAUUAGAGGAAUAAGAUCAUCAAGUCAAACAGAGUUUAGCCCCCUUCAGAAGACAACCCUCUCUCACCCUGCAUUGCUCCUCAGCUGCUGGAGGCCUUUUCUGUUGCCCUUUUUCCUAUACCGUCCACCCUUGAGGGAUCCUGCAGUAGACAGACCUCUCACCCCAGAGCCAUACAUUAUAUGUGAAUAUAAAUAGGGCUCUUGUCUUAAACUGACCAGUUUGCCAGACCUCAAUGAUGGAAAAGCAGAAAGACACCAUAAUGCCUCUUAUACAGCACAUACACGACCUGCUGUGGCCUCCUGUAAUAAGUGGCACCUGCCUAUAUCACCAGCCAUGACCCUCUGCUUUAAUUCUAUCUGUAAUGAAACACCACCCGUCCAAACUAGCAUGUUGGGAUGGGAUGGGAUGGGAUGAUGAACUAAUGAUCCCACCAGCUCUCCAGCAUCCUCAGCUUAUUUUUGCCUUUCAGUAUUCAUUAUCUGGGCAUGUCUGUGCUUUACUGUGCUCUGUUCAAGACCUGCAGUUUGUCUGGGGCACGCUUUUAUUUUCUUGUUUUCCCCUCUGUUACUCAGCCUCAAGCUCUUGGCAGCCACAGCAGCACGUCUUAUUCACGUCACAUUCACCACAACCCUCUGCCUCACUGGAUAGAGGUCUGCUAUCCAGCUUGAUCUUUUGGUUCAGUUCUACCUCUCCCCCUGCCUUAUAAAGACUUUGUCAAUCCCUCUGUCAUGAAAAUAAUCAACUGAUGUUUUUUUUUU